GCUCGCGCCUGCGCAGCGCCGAGGGGCACGGGCCGAGAUUCCCGCAGGCCGGCGGGGCCCGGCAUGAGCGUCCCGGAGCCGCGGCGCCGCUGAGCCGGAGGCCGGUGAGGGAGUCCCGCGGGCCAUGGCGUUCCUGGCCGGGCCGCGCCUGCUGGACUGGGCCAGCUCACCGCAGCACCUGCAGUUCAACAAGUUCGUGCUCACAGGCUACCGGCCGGCCAGCAGCGGCUCGGGUUGCCUGCGCAGCCUCUUCUACCUGCACAACGAACUGGGUAACAUCUACACUCACGGGCUGGCCCUGCUGGGUUUCCUGGUGCUGCUGCCCAUGACCAUGCCCUGGAGCCAGCUGGGUAAGGAUGGCUGGCUAGGGGGCACACACUGCGUGGCCUGCCUGGCACCUCCCGCAGGCUCUGUGCUCUAUCACCUCUUCAUGUGCCACCAAGGGGGCAGCCCCGUAUAUGCCCGGCUUCUUGCCCUGGAUAUGUGUGGGGUCUGCCUUGUCAACACCCUCGGGGCCCUGCCCAUCAUCCACUGCACACUGGCCUGCAGGCCCUGGCUGCGACCAGCCGCCCUGCUGGCCUACACCAUGCUGUCAGGGUUGGCCGGCUGGCGGGCGCUCACCGCCCCAUCCACCAGCGCCCGGCUCCGCGCCUUUGGCUGGCAGGCUGGUGCCCGUCUCCUAGUAUUUGGAGCCCGGGGAGCGGGGCUGGGCUCUGGGGCCCCAAGCUCCCUGCCCUGCUACCUGCGCAUGGAUGCACUGGCGCUACUCGGGGGGCUGGUGAACGUGGCCCGCCUGCCUGAGCGCUGGGGGCCCGGGCGCUUUGACUACUGGGGCAACUCACACCAGAUCAUGCACCUGCUCAGCGUGGGCUCUAUCUUACAGCUGCAUGCCGGUGUCGUGCCCGACCUGCUCUGGGCUGCCCACCAUGCCUGCCCAACGGACUGAGCCACUGGCCCACCAUGCCAGCCUGCAGGUCCCCUAGGGCCAACACCACCACACUUCCCUCCUGCUAGUCUGCAAGGGGCUGGCUCCCUGGAUGUUUCCAGGAAACUUGGGACUUCCACGCCGGGAGCCAUAGUCUGUUCACUCAGUCUUCACAUGGAGAAGCCUCCUCUUCCACCAUGCUGCCAGCGCCAGCUUCCCUCCCUGCUGUCUUCUUCCAGGCACUGUCUAUGUUGGCUAGAAAGAAACCUUGCCCUUUCUGGGCCUCAGUUUACCCUCUGGGACCUGUGAGCGUUGGUCCAGAGAAACUGGGAGGGAUGUCUUGCUGUGACAACUGGAGUCUUGUCAGUUUGCUGCCCCCUCAGCUCACCCCUCCACAGCCCCCACACACGGAAACCUCGUGGAUCCCCUGGCCCAGCCUCGCCCGCCUACUUCCUCAUCCCCUUCCCUGCAUGCUAGCCCUCCCAGCAGCCUGUGGCUCAUCUACCCUGCUCCAUUCUGCUCAGAGCCUGAAGAGUAAGGGGCUGCAAGCAGCAGGACUGGCCCCUUUGUCCAAGGACCAAGGCAGCACUGAUCCUUCUUGUACCAAGAUGGCCAAGGGGCAGGAAGGCUGCUGCUCCUGUUCCCAAGCAAUGGGCAUGGAGAUGCAAAGAGACAUGUGGCCGGUGCCCAGGGGGCUGAGGACCCACCUCUGCCUGAGCCCCACCUGCCCACCAGGAAAUUUGCUCCACACAGAAGCACAGCUCCCAGCUCUGGGCUAUUGGUCUGAGGCCCGGGGUCCCUGGGUUCCACAGCUGGGCUCUGCUUCCGGUCCCGUCCCAGGGGGCCUUAAGUCCUGGGCGACAUCAAUAAAAGGAGCAGGAAGCCCUGUGUUGCCACCUGAGCAAGCUGGGGUGCUCCCAAGACUCAAAUAACUUUUAUUAGACAUGCUAGGCAGAGGGCAUUGGGGGUCCCCAGAGGGGCACCCGCAUUUGGGAGGGGCGGGGGUAAAAGGUUAAAAGUACUGAGGUUGGGCUGUGGGGCUCAGGUUGAGUCCAGUGAGUCCUCAAAUAGGCUGAGGAGAUUCCGGGGCUCGAAAGAAGGGAAGGAGCCCAGAGAAGGUGCUGAGUCAAUGUCACUUAGGUCCAGGGGGUCCCUGGGGGGAAGGAGGAGAAAGAAGAAAGGAAUGACACCCCAGAACUAAAAGCCAAACCAGCGUGCCUCCACCCAGGACUCUGGCUCCCCAGGCCAACUCAUCUCAGGGUGUACCUGCUCCAGGGGGCAGGGGAGCCGCUGUGGGGGGUAGAGGUGCUCCCAGCAGUCCUGGCCAGGACAGCCUCUGGAGAGAGUGAGGGCCUGUGCCAGGGUGAGACAACAGACAAGCAGGGUGUCAAGGGGUGGGGGUCCAAAGGGAGGUGGUUGCAGCUAGGGGCGCAGGCAGUGUGACCAGGUCUGUCCUGGCUCUUGACCUGGGCUCCCAUGUGACAGAGAAGCUGGAGCCCCAGUUGGGGACAUCAGACACAUGGUAUAUUUUGAGAAGCAGCUUUACAGCUUUCAGAGCCCUUGAGCCCGACCAGGCUCCAUGUUCCAGGACACAUGGGCUUCUGCUGAGCUGGCUCUGAAAUGAACAUUUGGCCAAUGAAACUUACCUGCCACUUCAUGUCCACUCUAGGGUGUCUCCAGAGUGAGAGACUGAUACUCAUAAGGAAGGGCCAAAUGACAUCAUUCCUCCUGAGAACUGUCCCCACCAAGUAAUGCAUUUGUCCUUUGUAACGGUUUCUGAAUUACAGCCUCUCGCUUCAUCACCAGGUACCCUGGGAUGGCAGGGACCCCUCCAGGGGCUGGGCUCGCCUGGUUCUGGGGGCUCCCCGCCACCUUGUCCCUGGGCACUGGUGGCUAUUCUAGUGGGAUGGGGGCUGUACCGCCUCCCUCCCCCAGCGAGUGCCCUGACCCACAUACUGUUCCCAGGGUAACAACUCCCAGUAUGGCUGCCCAGGUAUGAAGCUGAGCCAGGUAUGAAGCUGCCUGUCCGCCUGUCUGCUCCACACAGCGGCUAAGCCACACACUGAGCUUAGCAUAAGAAGAGCUGCAUUCACGCUAAGCCAGGCUGUACCCAUGCUGGGCCCACACACCUACCUGAAGCUGUCAUCUUCCCAGUUGCUGGAGAGGCUGCUGUCUAGGAGGAAGCUGCAGGGUGGCGAGCCAGGCGGGGUGGCUGGAGGGCCCCGGGGCUGCAGCCAGCUGGCAGGGUGGGCCAGCCUGUGGCAAAGCCAGCAUAGCAGGGCCAGCAGGGCCUGCGGGAAGAGGGUGCGGGAGGCUGGGUGGACCCUGGGGCAGGGCGGGGUGGGCCUGUCCCCAAGCUCACGAGAUUACCUGCCACAGGGCCCAACCUCGGCUCAGGGCUUCAGCUGCCAUGUACCACAGGACACUCCAGGGCCUUGGCUGCCUGAGCAUGGGUAGGGCCAGUAGGGCCUCGGCCGUGGCCCGCAGUGUGGGGUCCGGCUCCAGCAUCAUGGCAAGGACGCCAUGUAGCUCAGCAGACAGACCUGGAUGUGGGGCAGAGGGAUGGGCAUGUCAUGCGUCCUGAGUGCAGCUGGGCCCAAGCCCAGUGGUCCCACAUACAGGCCCCCAAACCUGGGGUGCAGGAAGGGGCUCCACAGGAGCUGUCCCCCUCCACUAUGGCACACCCCCUCCUGGCCUCCACUCACCUGCAGUGAACUCAGGGGGCAGAUAGCCCUGGCGCAGCUGCUGCCAGCCCUCCCCACCGUGAGGCAGCUCCAUAUUGCAGGCCACUUCCAGGAUGGUGAGGCCCAGACUGGAGGGCCCAGGGGCCAGGGACAGAGGGGGGCAGGGUUGGCCUUGGAACACAGACCCCAGCCCCAGAGGAGGGGGAGGGGAAGGGGCCUUGAAGCUUCUGCCCCAGACCAGGGAGGUGGAGAAGAGGGGCCUCUGAUAAACUCCCCAGGUGGGAGGAAGUCUGCCAGAUCAGCCCACUGAACAGGCCCUGUGGCUGCUGUGGUUACCAAUAGUAGUAUGGGAGCCACUGGGUGGGUUCAAACUGCCAACCUUUCAGUUAGCAGCCGAGCCUUAACCAUCCACACUACCAGGUCUCCUAUUACUGCUGCUGAGAUAAUUGGACGCAAUUAUCAGAGUCCAUGCAGAGGGUGAACUAUGGAGCCACAUGCCUGCUGCAAGCCUGGCUGCCCCCUUAACCUCUGUGCCUGCCCCACCCCUGAAGAGAGGUAACAGUGGUCCCUCCUGACAAGCUGUUGCAAUGGGUCAUCUCUGUAAAGUGCUCCAGAGGUGUUGCUGCUUACAGGUCCCAGGCUCAGCAGACCCUUCGAUCCCUCAGGAGGAGCCCCUCCCAGGCCCUAGGUGUAGGAAUCCACAGCCUGGGCUGUCGGAGGCCCAGCGUCUUCACCUCAGCUGACUUUGGAAGGCGUUUCCCUUGGGGGAGUAGCCCUCUCUGCUGACCACCACCAGGAGUGACCCGCAGCCCACGAUGCACCCCCAUAUCCCAGUCCUCACCUGAACACGUCUGCCGCUGUCCCAUAGGAGCCCUGCAGCAGCUCGGGGGCCAUGUAGCGGGGGUCCCCCUCUUGGGCCUCACAAGCCCCAGCUGCACCCAGCUCUACCAGCAGCCCAAAGUCACCCAGCUUGCAGCGGUCCCAAGGCCCCAGGAAGAUGUUGGCAGGCUUGAUGUCAAGGUGGACCAAGCCUCGGCUGUGCAGGUGGGCCAGGGCGAGCAGGGUGUCCCGCAGGUAACCCCAGACCUGGGCCUCAGGUAGGCCGGUGCCCUUGGCCUCACAGUGCUGCUGCAGGCUGGGCCCACACAGCUCCAUCUGCAGGUACAGCAGGCCACCUUCCUCCCAGGCACGCUCCAGCCGCACACAGCGUGGGUGACGCCCCACCUUCUCGUGGCUGCCCACCUCAGCCAGCUUGCGGGCGCGGUCCUUCGGGCCCCGGAACGGCAACACGGAGCGCUUGAUGGCAUACAGGCGGCCAUCUUCCUUGGAACGAACCUGGAAGGGAGGUGGCGCCCAUAGGCGUGGUGUGGCUGGGGCAGGCCACGGUGGCACAGAAUCUGACAGAUCCAAGAUUUCAGCCAUGCCAGUUCAACUUGCCAGCAGCUAUCCUAGAGAGACCCUAGCUCACUGCAAUAGCGAAAAUGGACACACCACCCUCAAUAGGGCCUGUCCGGGGGAACCCAGCGAGCCCAACGAGAUGGAUCUAUGAGCUCCAGCAGGGAGAAUCUCUAAGACACGUUGUGAAGCGGGAAAACCAAUACAGGCAGCAUGAUCCUGUCAUGUAAAAAAUAAAACAGGUCUGUCUUCAUGUGUUCAAGUAGGCAUAGACGUAGACAGAAAGAUCUGGAAAGGAGGACACCCAUCUGAGAAGCUGGGCUCCCUUUGGGAAGGAGGCUAAUCAAGGUGCCUACACUGUGUGAAAUUUUAAAAACAUUGUAUUCAUGUAGUACUUGUGCAAGGGAAAUCAACAUUAUAAAUGAAAUAUAAAUGACUGGAAAAUAUGUUUUAAGGAAAAAACAGAGGCGGCAGGGUGUAGCCCAAGUGCCUGCCAGCCCAGAGGUGGGGCACCACACUCAGCGGGUGGCUCCGGGGACCAGGAGAGCUCGCCAAGAACCCCAGCAUGGCUGGCUCCAGAACAGGGAAGGCAUGCCAGGGUCGGGACAAGGGGAGAGUGUGUGCCGAGGGGGCACCUGCAGGGGUCUGCCCAGGGAGCUGUGAGAAAAUAGCCAAAUCAAGCAGCAAGGGAGGCACCCACCAGCCCAGGAGAGGAGGGCUAGAAGGAAGAAUUGGGAGUGCUGCCUAGGUCUUGGUCCUGUCUAGCUAGGGGGAGGGAGGCCCAGGACCAUUAUCCUACUCACCUUGAACACCUCUCCAUAGGAGCCGUGGCCCAGGAGGCCGAGCCGCUGGAAACACUGCUGGAAGAAGGACUCAGGCCGGCUCGGGUUAUAGCCAGAGCUCUGCAGGGUCUCUGAGGCCUCACCCCAGAAGGACACUUUCCGGGGCUGGGGCUGGUGCCACCCUGGGGUCCGUGAGGGGAAGAGGCGGCUGAUGGGGAUGCUGCCCUUGGCAGGCGGCCGGGGCGGAAGGCUUCGACUGAGACCCCUGGGCCUCUUGAAGGAAAAGCCAGGUUCUGCGUGGCGGAAGUAGGCAGGGACUGGGGUGGGGGUGCCACACAGGGGUGGCAGAGUGCCCUUCGUAGGCAUGGGCAUGGCCAGCGUGGGUAGCCCUGCAAGGGGCAGAGAGCAGAGGCUGAGCACAGGACAGUGUGUCCACUAAACAGCACCUGGUCCUAGGGCCCAAGGAAGCUGUGGAGGAGCGCCACAUCCAUGCCCCGCACAAGUUCGUCUUUAAACAUGAAGGCCAAAGGGCAGCAAGCACCUACCGGGAAAAGGCAGAGUACCAACAUACAUACAUGUGCACAUGGUGUGGUCUGUAUUUUGAGUGGAUAGUAGAAACAUAACAUGAACACCACAUGGUCUUUGUCCUUGAGGGCCCCAUAGUCUUGUAGAGAGCUUAAAAUCUCGUCACAAACUUGCUGUUUGACCUUGGUCAAAUCAUGUAAGACAGAAAUAUUAAUUCUGGCCCACUAUGCCUCAUCUCCAAUUCAAAAAUAAAAAAGCUCUGAAUUCCAAAAGUUUCUUUUUUUUUCAUGGUUACGGUGCCAAAACUCAUUGUUGGAGUUCCACUUCUAGAAUGGCAGCAGGAGCUGGGCAGACCCUUGGGGUGAAGCAGGUAUAACUGGUGAAAAUUGUUAAAAAAAAAAAAUUACGGUCUCUAGAAAUGAUCCUAAGGGUAUAUGGAAAACAAAGAAACAUUUAAACAAGAAAAUCUAUGAAAGUCUCUCUAAGAAGAGUGAGAAACUGUGGCACUUGAGCCAUGGCCUGCUCCCUCCCUUCCACCCACCCCCAGCUCAGAGUGAGGGAAGCUCCACUCUGGGUGGGUGUGGCCAAGAAGACAAAUCUCAAACAUUGACUUCAAAAGUUGCCCUAGCAAAAGAACCCAAAUUUAAUUGGAUCAGUCUGUGAAGUAAUUUAUGCCCCAGGGUAUUGUUGAAAACAAUAGCACAAUCAGCUGAUCAUUGGUGGAGCCCAACAGCUGGGUAUGAACAGGUAAAAAAAAUAGUCAAGGAAAACCCUGCUAAAUAAAAAUCCUGUCAUCCCAGGAGCCUGUGCACAUGCCCAAGAUGGCACCCUCUGAGGAGCAAUGUCAGGGAUUUCACACUGAAGGGGCGGCAGACUUCACUAAAAUAGUCCAGCCAGUUACUAAAGAAAUAAACAAGCAAACAACAAUAACAAGCCCUGAAGGGAGGCAGGGAAUCAGCAUCCAGAGUUGCUAUAAAAUAUUAUAAAAAAUGUCCAGUUUUCAACAACAAAAAUAUGAGAUAUGCAAAGACAUAGGAAAGUGUGACCCAUACACAAGAGGAAUAGCAGGCAACAGAUACUGCUUGUGAGAGGGAUCAGAUGUCAGAUUUCGCAAAAACUUCAAGUAGCCAUUAUAAAUAUGUUCAAAGGAAACCAUGCUUAAAGAGGUAAAGGGAGGUAUGAUAAUGUCUCACCAAAUAGAGAAUAUCAAUAGACAGAAAUUAUUAGAAAACUACCAAACAGAAAUAGUGGAGUUAAGAAGUACAGCUAAAAUGAAUAAUUCACUAGAGGGGCUCAACAGUAGAUAUAAAUUGACAGAAGAAAUAAUCAGUGAGCUUGAAGAUAGAUCGAUGGAAAUUAUGCAAUUCAGAGAACCAAAGGAAAAAGGAAAGAAAUAAUGAAAAAAGAAAAGCCUCAGACAAACGUGGAACAUCAUUUUAAGCACAACAACAUACAUGUAAUGGGAGGUUCAGAAGGAGUGCAGAGACAAGAAUCAGAAAAAUAUUCAAACAAAUAGUGGCUGAAAACUUCCCAGUUUUGAUUUAAAAAAACAUUAAACUACACACCCAAGAGGAGUCCCUGGGUGAAGCAACUAGUUGAGUGCUGGACUGCUAAAUGAAAGGUUGGUGGUCCAAAUCCACCUAGAGACGCCUCAAAAUAAGGCCUGAUGAUCUGCUUCCAAAAGGUCACAGCCUUGAAAACCCUAUGGAGCAGUACUACUCUGCACACAUGGGGUCGACAUGAGUUGGCAAUGACUCAACGGCAACUAACAACAACAACACAUCCAAGAACCUCAACAAACUCCAGGUAGGAUAAACACAAAGAGAUCCACACACAGACACAUCCCAGUAAAAAUGCUGAAAGCCAAAAACUAGGACAAAAUCUGGAAAGCAGCAAGAGAAAAAUGGCUCAUCACUUACAAGGGACAGCCCUCCCAAUAAACUCAAUAGCUGACUUUUCAUCAUAAACAAUGGAGGCCAGAUGACAGUGAGAUGACAUAUUCAAAGUGGGGGGGGGGGCUGUCAACCGAGUAUCCUAUAUUCAGCAGAACAAUCUUUCAAAAAAUAAAGCUAAACAGACAUUCCCAGAUUAAAAAAAAAAAACAGAAAAUUUGUUCCUAGCAGACCCAC
This is a messenger RNA of Loxodonta africana (African savanna elephant), 8440 nucleotides long. It is a transcript of the gene PAQR4, whose product is annotated as progestin and adipoQ receptor family member 4. The coding region runs from base 125 to 946 and encodes 273 amino acids. The record is from RefSeq and is a predicted model, not a curated record. The transcript has 3 exons. Gene Ontology annotation, molecular function: signaling receptor activity. Lineage: Eukaryota; Metazoa; Chordata; Mammalia; Proboscidea; Elephantidae. Gene Ontology annotation, cellular component: membrane.